AUGGUCAUGAUCAUCACAAACCAAACUCACACACAUACACUGAAGCCGGUGCAGUAGAAGAAGAGCUCGUUUCACUUGUUCUUAAUAGAUGGUAUUACAUUUUUACCUUUUAUACAUUACGUUAACAAGUUAAGUUUAUAAAAUAAUAUUCGGGAAAAAGAGAGAUGUCCCGACCGCUCAUCAUGAAUCCGGUUUUCCUGCCUCCGCAAACUAACGGCGUUUUGAAGGCACUCCUGGAGAAACCUAUGAAACUUCCUCUGCGCCAAGAUGAAGACUAUGUGAAGGAGAGAGAUAAAAUUAAAAGCCUGGAGGAUGAGGGAUGUGCUCCACAAUCUGCUUUCCUGGGGCCAACGCUUUGGGAUAAAACGUUGUCUUAUGAUGGGGAUAACUUUCAGUUGGAGUACAUGGACCUUGAGGAGUUUCUGUCUGAAAAUGGUAUCCCUUCAAGCCCUGCACAACAUGACCCAAGCAUCCAUCGCCAGCAACAACAACAACAACAGCAGCAGCAACAGCAGGCUUCAAUACAACAGGGCCCCAUCUCAGUCAUGGAUCUCAGUAGUCGGGCCAUCAACUCCAUCCACACAGGCAUGGUUCCUCAGGAUUGCCUUCACAGCCCAGGUAGACCAGCUUUGCCUUCACGUGAUACGCCAAGUCCGAUAGACCCGGAGACCAUUCAGAUACCAGUGAGCUAUGAGCCGGAUCCAGCAGACCUCGCACUCUCCAGCGUACCUGGCCAGGAGAUGUUCGACCCACGAAAGCACAAGUUCUCCGAAGACGAGCUCAAACCUCAACCUAUGAUCAAGAAAGCACGCAAGAUCUUCAUUCCUGAUGAAAUGAAGCAGGAUGAAAAAUACUGGUCACGACGCAGAAAGAACAACAUGGCCGCCAAGAGGUCACGGGACGCUCGGCGACUCAAAGAAAAUCAGAUUGCCAUCCGGGCUGGUUUCCUAGAGAAAGAAAACAUGGCUCUUCGGCAGGAAGUUGCCGACUUACGGAAAGAGCUGGGGCGCUGCAAAAACAUCUUAACAAAGUAUGAAACUCAGCACGGCCCUCUGUGAUGAUCUGGGGCGUAUGAGGUUCCUGCAUCCCUGGCCUUUCCAGUCUGAAGGACAAUAUUGUUGGGUUAAGGUCCUGCUUUUCAGCCAGCCCACACACCACAAUCUGUUCCUGGCACUUUAGAAGGCAUUUUAUGUUUAUUUGAUAUGUCUUUUAGAGAACUACCCACUCUAUUACUUGUUAUUGCAAACAAACCCAUCAUAGUUUGCUCUUUGUGUUACUAAAUUCAUUAUAGUGUGUUAUAACACAAACAUUUUGCCUUGAUUUGUUGUAAUUUAUCAAUUUUUAUGUGAUGGAAACAGAGUUGGCAAAUCAUCUGCUAUUGUCUCAAAUCCAUAAUGUUAUCUGCUGUAUGAAGUACUGUGCAUUAUGGGUUCGGGCGUGUAAAGUUUUGUGUUUCUGUAAAGAUGUUAUUCUCACAGACAGAACAGAAUGUAGCAAGUUUAAAAAUGAGAGUUUUCAUUUAUAGAGUAAAACAGGCCAUUUUAGAUACUUAAAUAUCAAACUCUGAAUGUCCGUAUGAGAGCACACUCUUAAAAAUAAAGGUGCUUAAAAGGUUCUUCACAGUGAUGUCAUUUUUGGUUCCUCAAAGAACAAUUCAGUCAAAGGUUCUUUGAAGAACCAUUUCUUUCUUACCUUAUAACCUGAAGAACCUUUUAUCACCACAAAAAACGUUAUUUAUUAAUUGUUAUUACAAUGGUCACCUUAAUUAUUAAUUCAUAAUUAUUUUUCAUUGUAUGAGCUUGUAUGAAGUCAGAGUUAUUGUUCAGUGAAAUGAUCCAGUGUACGCUGAUUUUCUUUCUGAAACUGAAAGUGGAUUGUGUGGUACAGUAAGUGAAUACUGGCGAACUGUACUAUGAUAAUCUAAUUAUGAGAUUUGAUUUCAAUUCUUGAAAUGACCUUACUCAGUUAAUAUUAAUAGAUUUCUAGGUUAUGUUUUCACACAAUGUUCUUUACAUUAAGAAAGAUGAUUUUAUGGACAAAACACUAAAUCACAAAAAAAUUCACAGGCAGGUUAACAUUUUUUGCAUUCUUUAGAAUUGAAACUGUGAUGAAAAGAAAGCACAUUGAACAAGGUUUUAAAAUCUUGACACCUUAACGCAAGUCAUUGCUGACACAAGGUGAGAUGAACUUGUAUGUUGAGUAUAUUGAAACAGAUGAUGAUGUGUUGCCUUUUGCUGGUCAGUUGUAAAAUGAAUGUAAGUACAGUGUAUUUAAUGUCUAUUGCUUUAUUACGACCAAAUGAUAUAAAAUACAAUAAGGUUUUAUUGUUAUAUUGAAAUUAAAUGUUUUUACAAAGUUA
Messenger RNA from Misgurnus anguillicaudatus (oriental weatherfish), 2359 nucleotides. RefSeq names its product HLF transcription factor, PAR bZIP family member b (gene hlfb). Gene Ontology annotation, cellular component: nucleus. Lineage: Eukaryota; Metazoa; Chordata; Actinopteri; Cypriniformes; Cobitidae. Gene Ontology annotation, biological process: regulation of transcription by RNA polymerase II. The record is from RefSeq and is a predicted model, not a curated record. Gene Ontology annotation, molecular function: RNA polymerase II cis-regulatory region sequence-specific DNA binding; DNA-binding transcription factor activity, RNA polymerase II-specific.